Messenger RNA from Pediculus humanus corporis (human body louse), 1455 nucleotides. RefSeq names its product Tryptophan 5-hydroxylase, putative. The coding region runs from base 1 to 1455 and encodes 484 amino acids. Gene Ontology annotation, biological process: serotonin biosynthetic process; aromatic amino acid metabolic process. The transcript is spliced from 8 exons. Lineage: Eukaryota; Metazoa; Arthropoda; Insecta; Psocodea; Pediculidae. Gene Ontology annotation, molecular function: tryptophan 5-monooxygenase activity; iron ion binding. Gene Ontology annotation, cellular component: neuron projection. The record is from RefSeq and is a predicted model, not a curated record.
AUGACGAGGAAAGGAACCGUUGACGUCAUACGUUCGGAUGAAAAUUUAAAUAGCGUAGUUUUCGGUUUAAAAGAUCAAGUUGGAGGUUUGGCAUCUGCUUUACAAGUUUUCGAGAGUUUGGGAGUUAAUGUCGUUCACAUAGAAUCGAGACCGUCGAGGAGAAAAGAAUCAGAAUAUGAAAUAUUAAUCGAUGUCGAAUGCGAUAAUAACAAAAUGGACGAAUUGGUUUUAAUGUUGAGAAAAAAAGUUUCAGCGAUUAAUUUGAAACAAUACGAAGAUGGUUUAGAACUUCCGCCGCAAACUCCGACAACUGCAAGUUUCGAUUUUGGAGACAUGACUUGGUUCCCGAGAAAAAUAGGAGAUUUAGACAAUGCACAAAACGUUUUAAUGUACGGUUCGGAAUUAGAUGCAGAUCAUCCGGGAUUUAAAGAUCCAAUUUAUAGAAAGCGAAGAGUACAAUUUGCCGAAAUUGCAAAUUCGUAUAAAUAUGGAAAUCCAAUUCCAAAAGUUCAAUAUACACCUGAAGAAAUCAAAACUUGGGGAACCGUUUUUAACGAACUUCAUAAAUUAUAUGCGAUACACGCUUGUCGUGAAUAUAAAGAAAAUUGGCCGGAUUUAGUAAAAUAUUGCGGUUACAGAGAGGAUAACAUACCACAAUUACAAGAUGUUAAUAUUUUUCUUAAAAGAAGAACCGGAUUUAGUCUUAGACCCGUUGCCGGAUAUUUAACACCGAGAGAUUUUCUUGCCGGUCUUGCUUUUCGUGUUUUUCAUUGCACUCAAUACAUUCGUCAUUCAUCUGAUCCAUUUUACACUCCAGAACCUGAUUGCUGCCACGAACUUCUCGGUCACAUGCCUUUGCUUGCAAAUCCGAGUUUUGCACAAUUUUCACAAGAAAUCGGUCUCGCAUCUUUGGGUGCAUCCGAUGAUGACGUAGACAAACUGGCAACGCUUUAUUUUUUCACCGUCGAGUUCGGUUUAUGUAAACAAGAUGGACAGUUGAGAGUUUACGGUGCUGGUUUAUUAUCAUCCGUUGCGGAAUUGAAACACGCGGUCACGGCAACAGACAAAAUAAAAAGAUUCGAUCCUGUUAUCACUUGUAAAGAAGAAUGUAUUAUAACCUCUUAUCAGAACGCUUAUUACUACACCGACUCGUUCGAAGAAGCCAAAGAAAAAAUGAGAGCUUAUGCAGGACAGAUAAAAAAACCUUUCGGAUUGCGUUAUAAUCCUUACACUCAAUCCGUUGAGAUUUUAAGCAACGCGGAAAAAAUUGCCGCACUCGUGAGCGAAUUAAGAGGAGAUCUUUGCAUCGUGAGCAACGCAUUGAAAAAAAUUCACGAACAAGAUGAAACCGUCGACGUGGAAGGAAUAACGAAUCUUUUACACACGGGUUUACCACUCGUGGGAACCCUAGAAACGGAUGCUGCAAAGUCCGCGGAAGAUGACGUUAAAAAAUAA